Paramuricea clavata is the source of this 591-nucleotide messenger RNA. The record is from the annotation of a GenBank genome assembly. NCBI's taxonomy places the organism in Eukaryota, Metazoa, Cnidaria, Anthozoa, Malacalcyonacea, Plexauridae.
AUGCAGAAAGUCUUAGACUCCGUUCAGAACUGGUCAAACGCUAAUAGAAUGAAGUUAAACGCAAAGAAAACGAAAGAUAUGUGGAUUUGCUUUGGUAAAUCUAUCCUACAGCCUCCCAACCUUUAUACCGGGGAUGUUAUGAUCGAAAGAGUUAAUUCAUUCAAGUUACUUGGUGUUAGCUGUCAAAGUAACAUGAAAUGGAAUUCUCACAUCAAAGAAAUUACUCGUAAGGGAAACAGGAGACUGUGUCAUCUAAGGCAGUGUAGGAAGGCUCAUCUUCCUACUGAAGUAAGAUUGCCAACUCACUGCACCAAAAUUCGUCCACUGCUUGAAUAUGCCGCACCAGUUUGGGGUGGCCUACCUCACUAUUUAGUGAACGACCUUGAGCGUAUUCAAAGGAGAAGCUUACGUAUUAUUGGUUUAGUGAACGACCUUGAGCGUAUUUUAGUGAACGACCUUGAGCGUAUUCAAAGGAGAAGCCUACGUAUCAUUGGUUUACCGGUCGAUACACUUACCCCGCUUAGUGAGAGACGAGAUAAGCUACGUAAACCAUCCCUGUUACCACCUUGUCCCUAUCGCACAGAAGCAUGA